Orussus abietinus is the source of this 2794-nucleotide messenger RNA. RefSeq lists its product as uncharacterized. Gene Ontology annotation, molecular function: signaling receptor binding. Lineage: Eukaryota; Metazoa; Arthropoda; Insecta; Hymenoptera; Orussidae. The record is from RefSeq and is a predicted model, not a curated record. The coding region runs from base 191 to 1978 and encodes 595 amino acids. The transcript has 6 exons.
GCUGAAGCACAAAUCGCCCGACUCGAGCCUCGAGCCAAUCGAGCCGUCGAGACGGUGAUAGGUCUCGGAACGCGCGACGCGUUCCGCCUCGGAUUAACCACACUUCUCGACAUAGUGCCGAAAUAACGAAUUAGCGAAAACUACAUCUGCGCUUUCAAGGGUUCAUUACAACCAGAUAUUAAUCCUGGACAUGGAUCCAGAAAACCCAGGUAAAGAAGUGAUCAUACGUGCAACGGGUUGGCUGCGUGGUCUCUGGGCAAUGAGACGCCGGGCUGGUCCGAUUCAACGAUGGGUCGAUUCCAUCCCGACACCUGUGGAAUCGAACGUUAGCGUAUCAACCGCAACAAAAGAUGAUGAAUAUAACGAUAACGUAUUGCUACCAACAUUUCAAAACUCGUCGGAAGAACUACUCGUCGAUGGGGAUCGAGAUAAAAAUUUAGAUACAUCCGUAUCGACGCCUAUUCCCAUUUCUCCAGCAGCAACUAGUACACCUGGAUUACCUAGUUCUGCACCUCGAAGCAUUUUAACUCGUGAUCCAAGCUUGCGGUCCGACAGCAGUCGGUGCAGCAGCGUGGAGAGUUUACUAGAGUUAAGAAGAGCAGACCCCGAAGCGAUUUUGCUCGGUCUUGGGUUCGGAGGAUGUCCCACGGGUACCCGAGAGAACGGACCACUGUCUCGAAUCCCUAAAAGGUUCCUACAGCCAUCUAAAUUAAAAGGUAUUGCCAUCAAUGACUUCGCAAAGCAUCAGCAAGAGACCAGCGAGUCGUUGGAUUCGACUUCGUUGGGGUAUCGAGGUUUGACAGGGUCCCCUUACGUAGCGCCGUCAGAGAUCGUCCAGAAAAUCAUGGAUCGUCUCCGAGAGCACGAGAGUCACGAAUUGGACGCAUACACGGCUUACAACAGUAGCACGGAGCAGUUCAGCCCACCCCAGGACGGCAAACUCUCCGUAUUGUCACCGGACAACAGACAAUACCUCGAUCGACCGCGAUCGAAGAGCCCCGACAUGCGGAACAAACGCAUGAUCAUAGGUCAGAGGUCCUUCGCAUUCGGUUGCGACGGGGAUUUGAUAGAGAUCGGUUCCUCGGAGCGAGAGAUGAAUAAGGAUACUGACAUUUACCGAAACGACAGCCCUGGGACGAUGGAGAACUCGAACGUGGGCUCGAGUUGCGGGGCGAGCGAAGGGAGUUUGACCCCGGGGAAGAAUCGCGUGGACAAGAGGUUAAUUAAGCAGUUAUCUUUCGACGAUACCGCGGCCACUUUAGAAAAUCAAAAGGAAGACGACACGUCAGUCAGCGACGUCGCUAGCCGGGCGAGCAAUCGAACGUGGGUUACGUCGUCGAGGACGGAAUCUGAGGAUGUCGAGGGAAAUGUUCCACGCGACAGGAUUAACGGCCACGAGAAGUCUUCCCUUGCGAGGAGGGCGAGUUUGGAUCCCAGGGUAGUAGUUACCGCUGCAUUUGAAAAGCCACCUCGAGAGGAGCGAAGAUUCAGCCAAGAUUCGGUCCACGUUGCGUGGAAAGACUUCGACAGAAGCGCACCGAACGGCAGAAGAAAGAGUUUAAAGCGACAAUCAAGAAUCAGCAACGACGAGGCGUCGUCCUGUAUCUUGGACGACGUUCGGCCCACCGUGGCCGAGGAGUUAGAGAACAGGGAGCAAUUAAAUCGGGACCCAGAACUUCCAAUUAGUCCGGGACCAAAUAUCAACGCAAACGCGGGUGAAUCCUCGCGAGAAUCUCAGAUUUUAGAUGAAAAUAAGAACGACACCGAAAGGACGGACUCUUGUCCAAGCGAGGAGCACGAAGACAGUCGUAGGGAUAGCCAUUACCGCCCUAGCGAUAAGGAUCCUUGUAGAGGUCCGGAUGAAUCGGAAAAGACCAAGAAAUUGGAAAAUGUGAUUCCUAAGCGCAAGCAAGAAAAAACCACGACUCGCGGAAUUUUAAGCAACGUUCGGUCGGUCAAAAUGGAGCCGGGUUUCUGAUGGCGGAGGAUGAAGGCGUGCCCGAGUUGCUUGUUCUAAUAAAAUCACAUCGACUUGAACUCUGACGCAAAACGGAUGAGAUUGCAGAGGCAAGGAGCAUGCACCUUUCGGUUGGAGUUGCAUUUUCAAAAUGAACGUUCCGCGUCUAAUUAAGGUAUACGAUAUGUUCAAGUAGGGUAGUCCAUGAAUCCAUGGGUUUGCGAUUACCCCUUACGAAUCGACAAUCUACGAGCUGAGAUUACACUUAAUGGAUUUGAUAUUAAGUCCGGUAUUAUAUUUUACGGUGAGGAAGAUCUCCCCCCAAAGAGAUACCGCACAAACGUCGCAAGAAAUUCUUCCCUUCUAUGUAAGAAUUCUCGGCAUGGAUUUGUAAUUUUACCGAAAAUCACGCACCCCGGGUUUUAGUGAUCCUCUUCCAUGCUCAAGUACAAUAGGCCUAGGUACUGACACAACUACGAAUGACCAAACCCCUUAAGUCGACUAGUUUUCAACUAAGUGAGAGAUAUGUAUUUAUGUAUACACUUUGUUACGUUUUCAUAUAUUUAAAGAAAAAAAAAAAAGACGAGCGUUACCGUUAGGACCAAUUAGUUUAACCCCGUUGAAGUAUUUAAUUGCUAGGCGACGUGGUCUGGAAUUUUCGCAGACAAAGCGAUCGCGUGAUAUAUCUUGGCAAUCGAAGGGUAAAUUAUUAUAAGACUGUAGUCAAUAGUCGUAGGGACCGAGUUUGACUCUUGUAUUUUUCCUCUUUCUUUUAUAUAGAUAUAUAUUUUCUCCUUCGUAAAUCUGCAACUAUGGUUUGUGAUACACUAUUCGUGC